Messenger RNA from Eleginops maclovinus (Patagonian blennie), 5270 nucleotides. RefSeq names its product connector enhancer of kinase suppressor of Ras 2a (gene cnksr2a). Gene Ontology annotation, molecular function: protein binding. Lineage: Eukaryota; Metazoa; Chordata; Actinopteri; Perciformes; Eleginopidae. Bases 84 to 3122 code for a protein of 1012 amino acids. The record is from RefSeq and is a predicted model, not a curated record. Gene Ontology annotation, biological process: regulation of signal transduction. Gene Ontology annotation, cellular component: membrane; cytoplasm. The transcript has 24 exons.
CGGGAGGGCGCCCGGCUGACAGCUUUGUUUUGGGUUAACAUCAUCGCUUGAGCGCAACGGAGAGUCGGCGCAAAGUUUCCUCGAUGGCGCUGGUGAUGGAGCCGGUGAGCAAAUGGAGCACGAGCCAGGUGGUGGACUGGAUGAAAGGUCUGGACGACUGCUUGCAGCAAUACGUUGGUGUGUUUGAGCGUGGAGGUGUGUGUGGGGAGAGGCUGCUGAGGAUUAGCCAUGCCGAACUGGAAGAGCUGGGAGUUUCUCGCAUCGGACACCAGGAGCUCAUCCUGGAGGCCGUCGACCUGCUCUGUGCUCUGAACUCAGGUCUGGAGACAGAGAGCGUCAGGACUCUGGCUCACAAACUCGGCGCCUCGGCCAAAAACCUGCAGAACUUCAUAUCCGGCCGCCGCCGCAGCAGCCAAUCGGAGAGCAGGUCCUCGCGGCGGCUUCCCAACGACCUGCUGACCUCUGUGGUGGACCUCAUCACCGCCGCCAAGAGCCUGCUAGCCUGGCUGGACAGGUCUCCCUUUGCUGCAGUGGCAGACUACUCAGUAACCCGAAAUAAUGUCAUUCAGCUCUGUCUGGAGCUCACCACCAUUGUACAGCAGGACUGUACAGUGUUUGAGACGGAGAACAAAAUCCUUCAUGUGUGCAAGACUCUGUCCGAGGUGUGUGAGCACAUUGUGUGUGUGUCAUCUGACCCGCUUGUUUCUCAGUCAGCCCACCUCGAGCUGGUUCACCUCACCAACAUCAAACCCUCGGAAGGCCUGGGAAUGUACAUCAAGUCAACCUAUGACGGGCUCCAUGUGAUCACAGGAACUACUGAAGGGUCCCCAGCUGACCGCUGUAAGAAGAUCCAUGCAGGAGAUGAAGUCAUUCAAGUCAAUCACCAGACUGUGGUGGGCUGGCAGUUACGCAACCUAGUCGGCUCGCUGAGGGCAGAUAAAGGCGUUGUGUCCCUGACCCUAAAGAAGCGUCCACAAAGCACGCUCAGCUCCGCCCCUGCUCUGCUGAAGAACAUGCGCUGGAAACCCCUAGCACUGCAGCCAACCAGAAGCCCAGGCAGCAGUUCUGCCACACCCUCAGGCACACCCACCAAGAACUCCGCCAUCCAGGACCUUUACAUCCCCCCUCCACCUGCUGAGCCAUACACACCCAGAGAUGAGACAGGAGUCUUGCCGGGGGAUGAGGCAUCUCGUAACCACGCUGGCGUCAGUGUUGCUAAGCGCUCUGAGUCACCAAACUCCUUCCUGGAUCAAGAGUCUCAUCGGAGAGAAGAGGAGGAGCCUGUGUACUGCACCACACCUACAUAUGGCAGGCUGAGGCCCAUCUCCAUGCCUGUGGAGUGUAACUGGGUGGGCAACUAUGAAGAUCCAGCCAAGCUUAACAGAGAGAGCCGCAGAGAAGCGUCCCUGAUGCGUUACGUGGGACUCUCCGGCGUGGACGAGAGAACCAGUUCUGAAGAUUACUCCUCCCACACAGCUCGCCCAGGCAAACGGACCAAUGACACGGCCAAGCGUGCAAAGAGGCGGAGCCACCACAGCCAAAGCCCCUCCCACUAUGUCCUCCAAACAAAUCAAAGAGAUUCUCCACCGAGAGAGCCGGCCUCCAUUUAUCAUACAUACCAACAGUCCUCCUCUCUGCAGUCAAAGAACAGGAAGAAGAACAAAGGACGGAGUUUGGCCUCGCUGAGUCGGAGGCGUGUUUCCUGCAAGGCGCUGGGCAGAGGAGACUGUGAGGGCUGGCUGUGGAGAAAGAGAGAUGCAAAGGGUUACUUUUCUCACAAAUGGAAGAAAUACUGGUUUGUCCUGAAGGACAACUGCCUGUACUGGUACAUCAAUGAGGAGGAUGAGAAGGCAGAGGGUUUUGUCAGUCUUCCAGAGUUUAAGAUUGACCGUGCCAGUGAAUGUCGCAAGAAGUAUGCUUUCAAAGCAUGUCACCCCAAGGUCAAGAGUUUCUACUUUGCAGCAGAUGGAGUGGAUGACAUGAACAGAUGGCUGAGUCGUCUCAAUAUGGCCGCCGUGGGCUAUGCCGAGCGAGAGAGGAUACGUCAGGAGCAGGAUUACUGGAGUGAGAGUGAACAUGAGGAGGACACCACCUCCAGCCCCAAACAGGACAGUCCCCCACCUCCAUAUGAUACCUACCCACGGCCUCCAUCAAUGAGUACUUAUAUGGAAGGCCGAACUCGACUGUCUUCUACAGAGACGUGUCGCUCUCGCUCUUCUCAGGAGGACUUUCUCUGUGGCGAGCCCCCCGGGUUGGCUGCAGAGCCACAGUAUCACCCUGGCCCUCUAAGCGGAGGCACUACACACAGUGGGAGGAAACCAGGGGGCAGCAGCAGCAGCGACAUGCAGUACAGAUGUGAUACUGUAGAGUACCGAUCUAGUCCCGCAGGGGGCAGCAGUGAGACGGGCUCUCCGGGUCGCUCUUCCUCGUCUCAGAGACGUUCCUGGCAGGACCUGAUUGAGACACCGUUAACUGAGGCGGGACUGCACUACCUACAAACUGGACCUCUAGAGGACGCCGUCUUUGCUGAUCCUAGUCCAGUAAUCGGGAGUAUGAUGACCGGAGCUGUUUACACUCUUCCUGCUCAGAGGAAUAUCCCGUUGCCCAUGGCGAUGACAAGGCUAAUUCCUAUGGCAACCAAGGGAGGCAAACCCCGCAGCUUCACACUGCCACGAGACAGCAACCUACACACACUCCUCUCGCCCCCUGUGAAAGAAGCACAGCAAACACACAGCAGCGGCAGCGAGGGUGCAUCCCUGGGCGACCUGUUCCGAGCGUGCGAGCAAGGCGGGGUGUGUCCUCUGGGUCGGGGGUCAGAAUCCAAAGGGCAAUCAGAGUGCAGGCAGUCCUUCCUCCGACGGGCCGCAGACCCUCAGCUCAACGAACGUCUUCACCGACUCCGCAUACUGACAUCCACCCUGAAGGACAGGGAGGGGGAGCUAGCGUUGAUUGACAGGCUGUUGGCCAAUCCCCAGCUGUCGUCGGCAGAGUUCCAGGAGUGGAAACGAGCCUAUCAGGAGCUGUUCUCUCAGGAGCCAGACUCGACCACUGAAUCAGACCCCGGCCCGCCCCUCACCCCCUCACUCUCUCACACACACUCCUACAUUGAGACCCACGUCUGAUGAGUUAAACACACACACGUUGGAGUUGCUCUUCCAGAAUCAGCCGCAGAUGUUUUGAUGUGACAGUGUUGAUCAGUGAUGGACUUUGUUAAAAAGAGGAGAGUAGGGACUCCAAAUCCCUAUACGCUUUCAGCUGUCAAAGGGUCAAAGUUCAACAUGAGAACUUUCUGAGGAGAAGCCUGUGUGGCCUGCAUGUCACAUAAAUCUACAAGCUGAUUGGUUAAGCCUCUCCGGCUGGCUCAGGGGUGAAGGAUAAACUGAUUGUUGAUUAUAUCAUGUUAGCUUUUGUGCUCUUUAAAUACUUACUUUACACAACUUUCCACAGUUUGUUUGUCCUGACAUGGACAGAGACCAGAAAAGUAUAUUCAUGAGCCACCAUUACCAGUAUUUCACAAUGCUUGUUGUGCCAUGUUUAUACCAACUGCACAUAGCCUCAUACACAAUCUAACAGCCACAGAGUGACAUGCAUUUUAUUCUGUCAAGCCUUAUACUUGAUGUCUAUGAUGGUCUUUUCUGUACAGUGAGUAUUAAAACAUAGAACAAUUAGCACAGGGUUUUUGAAAAUUAAUUAGUCACUGUUUCUAUGUAGUUAUAGAGACUUUAGUUUGUGCUGGUUUGGUAGAAUUACGUACUGUACUUUGCUGGGCUGGACCUGAAGCAUGCACAUUCAAGAGCCUCCUGGUAUAGAAUCCAUGUAAAGGAAAAGUCUACCUUAAGAACCUUUUAAACACUGCUUUCAAACAGCCAGUGAUUUCUUUUGACUUGUUUUCUUUUACGCAAAUUAUAUGAGGCCAGUUUCCGUAUCAAACUGUCACUCAAUUUUUACUGUCAGUAUUAUUUUACUUUAACACAGUCUUGUUAAUGGUAUAAUGUUGAUACCAUUCAUUGAAUUUUACAUCAACUUCCUUUAAUAAAGCUAAUUUAUGAUUCGCUAGGCCGAAAUAUUUCCUUAAAUCCCAUCUUGUUGGCAGGAAUAUCUUGAUUUAGAUAUUGUUAUAUAUACAUUGUUAUAUUUCAAUAUAAGUUACAUCAAGUGCGAGACUACAACCAGGUUGAUUCUUAAAGUAAUUUUUGUGUUUAAAAAGAGAAAAUCCUCCUUCCUUGAUAUAAUAUAAGAUGCAAUAUUAUACAAAACUGAAAAAAAACCAGCAUGACUCAUAUUUACUCAUAUUGCAUCCCACAUAACCUGUUCAUUUACAGGAUGUAUACUGGAAUAUGUUGAGGUAAAAUACACAAGUCUGGACACUAUGAGAUUUUUUAGAAUUUGUAUUUUCAUUUUAUAAGGCUUCUCUUGAGUUCAGAAUGGCAUACAUUUGACCUGUAGGCAACUAUUUCAAAGGGGAAAAGACUGGAUUAUAAGUAUUUGCUUCUUGGUGCUUUAAUAGGCAACCUUGCUUUAACAAUUGAAAUAUGGUCACCAUGAGAACUACAAUUAUAUGAGUCAACUGGUUGCCAUAGAAAGUCAUCAUAUGAAACACUAAACCACUCUUUAAUUUUUUUAUGAAUAGGCAAAGAAAAACACAAAAUAAGUCCUGAAAGUUUCUGAACAUCCACUAUUAUUUAUAUUAUAUAUAUAUAUCACAACGGUGUAAAAGUCUCUUGGGCUGGAUUUUUCCUUACCAUUUGGCUCCUGCAUUCUGCAUGCCAUAUAGAGAAUAUGAGGAGAUUUGUGCAUAGGAAAAGAAAUAUGGAGCUCAUAAAAAGAUAUAUCAGUUUGUUAUUUGUAUGCUGCUGCCAAGUGUCUCCAUACUCAGAGACAAUGCACAAAACUAUAAAAGCAAUCGUGCACACAAAUAGAGACAAGCACACACACUAAUAACACACAUCACACAGACCGUUUGAAUGCUCUGUCUGUGCUGCUGCCAGUAGUUGGUUGUAGUAGCAUGUCUUUGUUGUAGAUAAAACAAUAUUCCUUUUCUGUUUUUGUGUUUGAAAUCUCUAGAUACAGUAGGUCUCUCUUUACAGAGUGCAAACUAAGUGUCUUGGAUAGUGUUCUCUAAUUAUAUCAGUUCUUUUGGGAAGUUGAGUAAAGAUUAUUUAAUCUAUGUUCAAUUUAUAAAUUACAGUAGUAAAAUAAUAGUAUUCAUUUAUCAUUCUAACUGUUCUGUCGGAAAAGGUUGGAUCAAUAAAAUCUGGUCAUUUGGAUAA